AUGAAGUUCAUCCACAUUUGCCUCUCUCUCUUCAUCCUCCUCUCCAUCUUCACCAUUUGCAGAUCUGAUGAUGCUGAUUGUGUGUACACGGUGUAUGUGAGGACCGGAUCGACCAUAAAGGCCGGGACUGAUUCAAGUAUUACCUUGACUCUCUAUGAUGCUAAGGGACAUGGGAUCAGGAUCAAAAAUCUCGAGGCAUGGGGCGGGCUUAUGGGCCCGGGCUACAACUAUUUUGAGAGAGGCAAUUUGGAUAUCUUUAGUGGGAGAAGCCCAUGUUUGACCAGGCCAGUGUGUGCAAUGAACUUGACGUCCGAUGGAACCGGCUCGCGCCACGGGUGGUAUUGUAACUACGUGGAGGUGGCGACGAUUGGGGCCCACCAGCAAUGUGCCCAAAAAUUGUUCACGAUUGAGCAAUGGUUGGCUAUGGAUAAAAAACCGUAUGAGCUCACCGCGAUGAGGAACUCUUGUUCGUCGAAUGAAAAGAAGCGUAUGAUAGACGGUCAUGAUUCAUCUAUGGUUUCUGUUAUGUAA
Molecule: messenger RNA, 531 nt
Organism: Fraxinus pennsylvanica
Lineage: Eukaryota; Viridiplantae; Streptophyta; Magnoliopsida; Lamiales; Oleaceae
Source: the annotation of a GenBank genome assembly